UACGCUUCAUUGUCUGCGCGAGUCGGUUCGUCUUCGGCUCGAGUGCGAAUCGUUGUUGGAUUUAGACAAAUUCUGGAGUUCAUUUUUGGGUUGAUUAAGAGGUCAACACAGGAGUGGCCUCUUCCUCGGUCAGCGUUAAAAAUCUUCAGAUACACUCGGGUUUCUGGUGUUUAUUCCUUUGUAAAUACUCUUAUUUGUAUAUACUGUAAAUGAUGACAUCAGUAGGAGGCAACCGGAACCGGGCUACCUGGGAGCAGACACAGACACAGAGCCAGUCACAGCACAAGCAGAGGCCUCAGGCCACAGCUGAGCAGAUCCGACUCGCGCAGAUGAUCUCGGACCACAACGAUGCUGACUUUGAGGAAAAGGUCAAGCAGCUAGUUGACAUCACUGGGAAGGACCAAGAUGAGUCUAUGAUAGCGCUACACGACUGCAAUGGAGAUGUGAACAGAGCCAUCAAUGUGCUGCUGGAGGGCAGCCCUGACAUCGAUUCAUGGGAAAUGGUGGGGAAGAAGAAGAGCGUGUCAGGCCAGAAGGAAAUUGCACAGACGGACGGAGUAGAAGAAAUGAAGGAAAAUCGAGAGCGAGGAGGAGAGCGAGAUGUAGCACGUCGUAGAGGAGGCGCUCCGAGGAGGGGGCGCGGAACCAGCCGCGGACGAGAGUUUCGGGGUCAGGAGAACGGCUUGGACGGCGCUAAAGUGAGUGGAGUAGUGGGCAGAGGGAUGGAGCGUGGCCGUCGAGGACGAGGCAGAGGGAGAGGUGGUGCUGGUAGGAGAGGUGGAAGGUUCUCAGCUCAGGGUAUGGGUACGUUUAACCCAGCAGACUACGCUGAGCCAGCACAGACAGAGGACAGCUAUGCCAUGGGAAGCACUUGGAGUAACACGGGCAGCUUGGAACCUGAAGAUGGUGCCAGACUCGAAUUUACUGGAGGAGAAGGAACAAAUUACGCACGGAAAUUUGACUCUGCUCCUGGUGCAUGGAGAACUCCUACAGAAGAGUGGGGCACUGAGGACUGGACUGAGGAUUUAUCAGAGACAAAGAUCUUCACUGCCUCCAGCGUAGUGUCCAUGCCCAUGCCUCAGGAGAAUGUUACCAUAACAGCUGGACAGAGGAUUGAUUUAGCAGUGCUUUUGGGGAAAACUCCACCCACCUCCUCUUCUGAGACGGAAUCUGCUCCACUAGAUGCCCCUCAGCCCCCAUCUCUAUCCCAGUCUCUGGUUUUUAGCAACUCUAAGCAAUCUGUCUCACUCUCCCAGCCCUCCUCCAACACCACGUAUAAUCAGCACAACAUGGUGAGCAUGCUCGGUAAGGGUUUCGGUGAAGUGGGAGACUCUAAGGGCAGCAGUGGAAGCUCCACCAGUGGCUCCCAGUUCCUGGAGCAGUUCAAGACAGCGCAGGCUCUGGCCCAGCUUGCAGCGCAGCAUUCCCAGAGUGGCCCAUCCAGCACAGGCCCCUCUAGCUGGGAGUCCAGUCCUGCUCCCCUGGCACAGUAUGACAUGAAGUCUCAGACGGACACGGCAGGUCCCUUCACCAAGCGGCAGCCGUACCAGCCCACCUCCUCCGCCGCAUCCUCCAUAAUGGACGCCUUCCUGCAGGAGAAAGGUCCUACCCCCUCCACUGCCUCUUCCCAGCCACCCCCUUCCACCACUCUGGCCCAAACCGUCUCGGCUCUGAAGCCUUCAGGGCCCACAGUUGGCCAGCAGCAGAUCCCUUUGGGUCCUUCUGAGCCUCAGGCCUCCAGUCCUCUGCCUCUACAGCAGCAUAAGCUUAAACAUCAAAAGAAGAGAACCUCCAUCAGCACCAAGAUCCCUGCUUUAGCAGUGGAGAUGCCAGGUUCAGCAGACAUCCCCGGACUCAACCUGCAGUUUGGUGCGUUACAGUUUGGCUCUGAGCCUGUCCUGCCUGAGUACGACACCACAGCAGCCGCCACCACCACACCAGGCAAUGCCACUCAGAACAGCCUGUACACCAGCGCCAACAGUGAGCAGGCUCCUGCUCUUUCCAACACCACUCAGAUGGAGCUAUACGAGCAGCGAGCGAGCCAGACCCGGCGCUACCCUCCCUCCGUUUCCUCGUCUCCACAGAAAGACUUGCAGCCCAAGAACGGAUUCAGUUCAAUACAGACAACACAGUCUCUGGAAGCAGCAGGCGGCUCUGCCGUGUCUGUGAAACCAGCCUCUGACUCCACCGCUCCAUCCUCUGUGUCGAACAUGUCGUCACUGUCAGAGCCGCCCUCGGGCCCCGUCUCUCACCUGACCACAGCCAGUCAGACACCUCUCACACCUCUUGGACAUGAAGACCCCUCCUCCAAUACCAUUGUUCCUCCACAACACAAUUCCCUUUCCACACCACAGAGCAGUUUGGCUCCUUCCACAGUCCGAACCUCUAACACUGGCUUACUGCACCCGAAUGUGGAUGGAGACUCAAGCUUGCACUCGUCUUCCUUCUCCUCGGUCUCUGCAGUGGCCUCCACCAUUCCCCCUUCAUCCACAGUCUCCUCCUCUUCAUCCUCGGUACCCAUCUCCCAUAAUCCUGUUCCUCCUUCCUCUUCCACGGUCAGUGCUGCCUCUGCACAGAUAAGUCUGGGGCCAGUCAGUAGUCUGGCUAUGGGCUUGAACAGUGCAGGUGGAGUUGCCUCUAUUGUCCCUCUGACUGCUGCAGCUGCUGCAUCUUCGUCAGUGGCCUCCGCUUCAGCCAUACCAUCAUCUGCUUCAUCACGCAGCACGGCUGCCUCAGGGAAAGCGCCUCCAAACCUGCCUCCUGGAGUGCCUCCUCUCCUGCCCAACCCCUACAUCAUGGCUCCUGGUCUGCUUCAUGCCUACCCGCCCCAGGUGUAUGGCUAUGACGAUCUGCAGAUGCUCCAGACAAGAAUACCACUGGAUUACUAUAGCAUUCCAUUUGCGACCCCAACAACAGCACUGACGGGCAGAGACGGCGGUUUGACCAGCAACCCUUAUUCUGCUGGUGAUCUAACAAAGUUUGGUCGUGGGGACACUUCAUCUCCUUCUCCGGCCACCACGCUGGCUCAGGCCCAGCAGAGUCAGACCCAAACUCACCACACCACGCAGCAGCCCUUCCUGAACCCCGCUCUGCCCCCCGGCUACAGCUACACCAGUCUGCCGUACUACACGGGCGUGCCCGGCCUGCCCAACACUUUCCAGUACGGCCCUGCUAUGUUCCCGGUAGCAGCUACGUCCUCCAAACAGCACGGGGUGAAUGUCGGCGUCAACGCUUCAGCCACAGCCUUCCAGCAGGCUAGUGGAUACGGAUCCCAUGGAUACAGCACUGGCUAUGAGGAUUUGGGCCAGGCUUCAGCAGGGAGCGGGGAUUUCUGUAAGGGCGGCUACGGCAAUGCUGUGGCUGCUGCUGCUGCUGCCGCUGCUGCCGCUGCUUCUGCUCAAAACAAACCAGCCAGCUCAGUCACCGCGCCCGGAGUGGGAGUCUCUGUGACAUCCAGCAACACGGGUGUCCCUGACAUUUCAGGGUCUGUUUACACAAAGACACAGUCCUUUGAGAAGCAGGGUUACCAUGCAGCAGCAGCAGCACCAGGAGCUUCGUUCAGUGUGCCAUCAGCACUGGGCAGCGGCGGCCCCAUCAACCCCCCGGCUGCAGCACCGUAUGCCCCGGCGCCUUUCAUGCACAUCCUCACUCCUCAUCAGCAGGCCCACUCACAGAUGCUGCACCACCACCUACAGCAGGACACCCAGGCCGGCUCCGGACAGCGAAGUCAGAACGCUUCCAUUCAACAGAAGUCCCAGAUCAACAAGUCUACUUACAACAGCUACAACUGGGGAGGCAAUUAACUUUCACGGUUUCCAAUCUGGUGUCCAAAAAAAAAAAAAGAGGCUGAAAUUAGGGGACCCUUCUCUUCCACUUUAAAUCAUCUGCGGCGCUGUUCUUUCGCUUCUCCCUGUCCGUUUGCCCUACAGUACUCCUCCAUAGCCGUGGUGGUACUCCACUAAAGCGGUAGUUGUGUAUGUGUGUGUCGGUGGAAUGGAGGGGUGACGACUGGAGAGGGAGAAAGGGGAAACUCACAGCCAGGCAUAGUGUUUGCAGUUUGUAUUGAGUUUCAUCUCUCCUUUCAUUCUGUCAUUAUGUAUGUAACAUAGAGCUAUUUUCUAAACGAGUUUUUUGUAACUGGUGGAAGAGAAGUUGGGAUCAUGGCUUGGCAGGUAGUCUCCUGCCCCUACUUGCACCCUGCUUGAUUUAAACCCAAAAAAUAUAUAUCAAAGUUAUACACGAGGGCACAAAGAUAUGAGAGAUGUUCCAGGUGUGUGGGAAUGUGAGUUUUCUAGAAACCCCUUUGUUUCUCAUGCUUAAUUUGAGAGUCUGUGUUGUGUGUAAAUGGACUCCAUUUUGUUUGAACCCUUUCAAUCAUCCUAAGAUUAUUGUACAGGCUUUGCAAAUGAAGAGGACGCUGUUCACAUUCACGCAUAUCCAUCUUCUUUAUAUUAUGCAUAAGGUUUUUUUUUUUCCCCUUUCUCUCUCUUUCCCCAUGGAAGAGGGGGGUGUUUAUGCUUAACUUGGCACGACCUUUGAGGUAUCACCGUCUGUCUGCUCUUACUGGAGAGCUUGCCGUAUACGUACAUCACCUCGUAAGUGUGUCCUCCUCAGACAUUAUAUGUGGCAAUGUUCUGCUCCCUUUCCCAUAUUUUAUUGAUUUUCUGUUAAUUAGAAAAGUAUGAAUGGAUAGAUUUGUAUUAUCAGUUUCCUUAUAUUUUUUUUUGUCAGUGGCUCUUUCUUUUUGUACUGUGCGUUUUAAAAGGAAAAAAAUAAAUGGAUAAAUUUGUCCUGUACAUACAUAUACAUAUAUAUAAAAACACAAGUACUGUAGUCCACAUUUGUUCGAUGGCUUUCCCUUCCUCAAUUCUUUACACAUAGACCUAACGUUUGUUUCAUAUUUUUUUUUAUUUUGUAAUAUAUAUAAAUAUUAAGUAAAUAAACAAGAAAAAGACA
Tachysurus vachellii is the source of this 4956-nucleotide messenger RNA. It is a transcript of the gene ubap2l, whose product is annotated as ubiquitin associated protein 2-like. Gene Ontology annotation, molecular function: protein binding. The coding region runs from base 210 to 3803 and encodes 1197 amino acids. NCBI's taxonomy places the organism in Eukaryota, Metazoa, Chordata, Actinopteri, Siluriformes, Bagridae. The transcript is spliced from 29 exons. Gene Ontology annotation, cellular component: nucleus; cytoplasm. The record is from RefSeq and is a predicted model, not a curated record.